AAGUUAGGGUGGGAGAUCCUAGCAAGAUCCAUCAAAGUUGGGGUUGCUUGUAUCCAAGGCAAGAUGCUGCAGGUUCGGUUUGGGGUGGUGCGCUCUGUCCUGGCGCUUACUCUGCUGCGGUGGCACACCGGCACUGCUGCCCUCGCUGAGGCAGCUCCACAGCCCUUUGACUCUUCCAUAGUAUUAGGCAUGGAAGCACAUUCCGCAUCCAGCGAAGAGAAGUCAGCCACUGACCUGGCAGCUAAGCUGCUGCUUCUUGAUGAGCUAGUGUCUCUGGAAAAUGACGUGAUUGAGACCAAGAAGAAAAGAAGUUUCCCAGGGUUUGGGUCUCCUCUCGACAGACUUUCUGCUAGUUCGGUAGAUCUGAAAGGCAAGCAGAGGAAGGUGGUGGAGUUGCCCAAGCGACGAUUUGGAAUUCCUCUAGACCGAAUCGGAACGAACCGUCUCGCCAGCACCAGAGGUUAGCAGAGGGUGCAAGUGCAUCUAUGCUGGAUGAUUGAUGCUGUAUCGGGAAUGUCACAGAGAUAUGGAAGAUGCUUCAGAGAGUGUCUUGUCAUUGAUUAAUGAUUCAACAUUUAAGGAAUUGACCUGCUGCAAAAUCUAUUUCACAUUGUAUUUUACAAACAGUAACAGAUUCAAUCCAUCAGAUCAGAACAUUCUCACAGUGACGUUUUGGUCUGACAAUAAAAGGGAACAGAAAAUGAGUGUAUAUAAUUUCACUGCAUGACCAUUUUUUUUAACUCAUAAAAGUUUCUUAUCCUAGCAAGGACUAUUAGAAUCUUUGAAGAAAAAUAAAACUUUUAGAGAUGCCAACAGCACUCCAGAAAGGCAGAAUUGCUUUGUAAAUUUCACUCAAGAGGAUUGGUUAUU
Molecule: messenger RNA, 870 nt
Organism: Mauremys reevesii (Reeves's turtle)
Lineage: Eukaryota; Metazoa; Chordata; Testudines; Geoemydidae
Gene: OSTN
Product: osteocrin
Exons: 5
Coding region: 64-465 (133 amino acids)
Biological process (GO): hormone-mediated signaling pathway
Molecular function (GO): signaling receptor binding
Source: RefSeq, a predicted model, not a curated record